GGCAGAUGGACGCCAGCCAGCACCCUCGGUCCCAGAUUGUGCUGAAACAAUAACUUUUAAUUACACGGUGAUUGCAUUUUAACAGCUCGCUGUUUGCGUCUCCCGGCUGAUGCUGUGCCAGGAACCGCCGACACAAACUUUGUUUCCACCCGGUUACGGCGGAGGCGCCGGCUAGGAAGCGAAAGUGUUCCCGGCAAGACGUGCUUUUAAAACGCGACCGGUCCGGCCAUGUCUUCCCCGAUCUCGGCGCCGUUCCGGAUUCUCUGCAUUCACGGUUAUCGGCAGAACGGCAGUACAUUUAGGGAAAAGACCGGAGCUCUUAGGAAGCUGCUGAAGAAACAGGUGGAGUUGGUGUAUAUUGACGCACCACACCAAGUCCCCGGCGAAGGCGCCAUGCAGAAGGCGGGAGAGCAGGAAACUGCCGGUGGCGAAGAGGACCCAAGGGGAUGGUGGUUCUCAGAUGUCCAGGCCAAGAGCUUUGAUGCUGGACAGGAAUGCGAGGCGAGUCUGGGGCUGGAGGAGAGUGUGGAGGCAGUGAGGCAGGCCGUGCAAGACCUGGGUCCCUUCGAUGGGAUCCUGGGCUUCAGUCAGGGAGCCGCCCUAGUGGCAAUGCUCUGUGCACUGCAGGAGCAGGGCAAGCAGCCCCACUUUAAAUUCCGCUUCGCAAUUCUGGUGGCAGGCUUCCGUAGUGCAUGUGCCCAGCAUGGCAAGCUGUACGAGGCGCCGGCCCUCUCCCUGCCGUCCCUGCAUGUUUUUGGGCAAACAGACCGCGUGAUCCCAGAGACCAAGAGCCAAGAGCUGCUCUCGAGAUUUAACCGCCCCCAGGUCCUGACUCACCCCGGAGGCCAUUUUGUACCUGCAGCCUCAGCUCACAGGCAGAUUUACCUGGAUUUCCUGAAGAAGCUCCAGAACGAAGGAGAGAUGGAGUGAAGUACAAAGUAUAAAGCAUGGAUAUGUGGCAGAUAGUGAUGAGUUAUUGGCACACUUGUACAUGAUGGCUUUGUGGUGUGUGACUUCUCUGCAUGAUUGAUUACACAGUACAGGCUGUCGCUUAAUCCAACACAAGUGUAUGAUGGAUGCAGAUGUGGCCUGUGAACCAGCUAGGAAUUCUUGUCUGUGACAAUCUGUUUCCUUCACUGAUAAACCAUUUAAUUCAUAUUGUA
Messenger RNA from Brienomyrus brachyistius, 1163 nucleotides. RefSeq names its product OVCA2 serine hydrolase domain containing (gene ovca2). The record is from RefSeq and is a predicted model, not a curated record. Gene Ontology annotation, biological process: response to retinoic acid. Gene Ontology annotation, cellular component: cytoplasm; nucleus. The coding region runs from base 229 to 930 and encodes 233 amino acids. The transcript has 2 exons. NCBI's taxonomy places the organism in Eukaryota, Metazoa, Chordata, Actinopteri, Osteoglossiformes, Mormyridae.